Molecule: messenger RNA, 6112 nt
Organism: Pelodiscus sinensis (Chinese soft-shelled turtle)
Lineage: Eukaryota; Metazoa; Chordata; Testudines; Trionychidae
Source: RefSeq, a predicted model, not a curated record
GCCCACGCCUUCUGGAGCCUGUGUGUCACCGCCGUCCUCGUCACCUCAGCCACACAAGGUCUGAGCCGUGCCGGCCUGCCCUUCGGCCUGGUGCGGCGGGAACUGGCCUGCGAGGGCUACCCCAUCGAGCUGCGCUGCCCGGGCAGCGACGUCAUCAUGGUGGAGAACGCCAACUACGGGCGCACGGACGACAAGAUCUGUGACGCCGACCCCUUCCAGAUGGAGAACGUGCAGUGCUACCUGCCCGACGCCUUCAAGAUCAUGUCCCAGAGGUGCAAUAACCGGACGCAGUGCGUGGUGGUGGCCGGAUCGGACGCUUUCCCGGACCCCUGUCCCGGAACCUACAAGUACCUGGAGGUCCAGUAUGACUGUGUCCCAUACAAAGUGGAACAAAAAGUAUUCGUUUGCCCGGGGACCCUACAGAAGGUGCUGGAGGCCACGUCCACCCACGAAUCAGAGCAUCAGUCGGGCGCCUGGUGCAAAGAUCCGUUGCAAGCUGGCGACCGGAUCUACGUCAUGCCGUGGAUUCCCUACCGGACAGACACGCUGACGGAGUAUGCCUCGUGGGAGGACUACAUGGGCGCCCGCCACACCACCACCUACCGGCUACCCAACCGCGUGGACGGCACGGGCUUCGUGGUGUACGACGGGGCCGUCUUCUACAACAAGGAGCGGACGCGCAACAUCAUCAAGUACGACCUGCGGACCCGCAUCAAGAGCGGCGAGACGGUGAUCAACACGGCCAACUACCACGACACCUCGCCCUACCGCUGGGGGGGGAAGACCGACAUCGACCUGGCCGUGGACGAGAACGGGCUGUGGGUGAUCUACGCCACGGAGGGCAACAACGGGCGCCUGGUGGUGAGCCAGCUCAACCCCUACACCCUGCGCUUUGAGGGCACCUGGGAGACGGGCUACGACAAGCGCUCGGCCUCCAACGCCUUCAUGGUGUGCGGGGUGCUGUACGUGGUGCGCUCCGUCUACGUGGAUGACGACAGUGAGGCGGCCGGCAACCGUGUGGACUACGCCUUCAACACCAACCUCAACCGGGAGGAGCCGGUCUCACUGGCCUUCCCCAACCCCUACCAGUAUGUCUCCUCCGUGGAUUACAACCCCCGCGACAACCAGCUCUACGUCUGGAACAACUACUUUGUGGUGCGCUACGCCCUGGAGUUCGGGCCCCCCGACCCCAGCACGGGCCCCGUCACCUCCACGCCGCUCAGCACCACCACCACGGUGCGGCCCACCACCGUCACCACCACGGCCUCGCCCGCCGCCACCACCACGGCGCGCCGGGCCAUCAAGAGCGGGGAGAAUGCGGCCAACAUUGCCAGCGAGCUGGCGCGGCACACGCGGGGGCCCAUCUACGCCGGCGACGUCAGCUCCUCCGUCAAGCUGAUGGAGCAGCUGCUGGACAUCCUGUUAUCCAGUGGCUGUCACCCUGCUUCUGUGACUGAGGCCGGGGCUAGCAGGGACCUGAGGCAGGCCAUGCGGAUUUGGCUUCAAGGUGGGAACGUAUCCGGAGGAUCAAAGUUCAGGCCCUCGGCACUGGGAUCUGGCCCUGACUUUUCCUUCUUUUCUGUUCCCUGUGUCCCCCCUGCUCCAUGUGCCGCUGCCUGGCCCCUUCAGAUGCACAAGCGAGAGCGGACCUGCAAAGACUACAUCAAGGCUUUGGUGGAGACCGUGGACAAGCUGCUGCGGCCGGAGGCACUGGAGUCGUGGAAGGACAUGAACGCCACGGAGCAGGUGCACACGGCCACCAUGCUGCUGGACAUCCUGGAGGAGGGCGCCUUCCUGCUGGCCGACAACGUCAAGGAGCCCGCGCGCUUCGUCACCACCCGGCAGAACGUGGUGCUGGAGGUGACGGUGCUGAACACGGAGGGGCAGGUGCAGGAGCUGGUCUUCCCGCAGGAGUACGCCAGCGAGAACUCCAUCCAGCUCUCGGCCAAAACCAUCAAGCAGAACAGCCGCAACGGGGUGGUCAAGGUCGUCUUCAUCCUCUACAACAACCUGGGCUUCUUCCUGUCCACCGAGAACGCCACCGUCAAGCUGAGCGGGGAGGCAGGUGCCCCCAGCCCGGCCCUGUCUUCCUCCAUCCCCGAUGCCUGAGCUCCUGUCACCCCCCCUGCCACUGACCCCCCCCACGCGCUGUCGCCCCCACAGGCUAAGAACCACUUCAACGCCAACUGCUCCUUCUGGAACUACUCGGAGCGCUCCAUGAUGGGCUACUGGUCGACGCAGGGCUGCCGCCUGGUGGACACCAACAAGACGCACACCACCUGCGCCUGCAGCCACCUCACCAACUUCGCCGUGCUCAUGGCGCACCGCGAGAUCUACCAGGGCCGCAUCAACGAGCUGCUGCUGUCGGUCAUCACCUGGGUGGGCAUCGUCAUCUCGCUGGUGUGCCUGGCCAUCUGCAUCUCCACCUUCUGCUUCCUGCGCGGGCUGCAGACCGACCGCAACACCAUCCACAAGAACCUCUGCAUCAGCCUCUUCCUCGCCGAGCUCCUCUUCCUCAUCGGCAUCGACAAGACGCAGUACGAGAUCGCCUGCCCCAUCUUCGCGGGGCUGCUGCAUUACUUUUUCCUGGCAGCCUUCUCCUGGAUGUGCCUGGAGGGCGUCCACCUCUACCUCAUGCUGGUGGAGGUUUUCGAGAGCGAGUACUCCCGCAAGAAGUACUAUUACCUGGCUGGCUACUGCUUCCCAGCCCUCGUAGUGGGUAUCGCCGCAGCCAUCGACUACCGCAGCUACGGCACCGGCUGGGGCUGCUGGCUCCGAGUGGACAAUUACUUCAUCUGGAGCUUCAUUGGCCCCGUCUCCUUCAUCAUCGUGGUCAACCUGCUCUUCCUCAUGAUCACGCUGCACAAGAUGAGCCGCAGCACGGCCGUGCUCAAGCCCGACUCCAGCCGCCUGGACAACAUCAAGUCCUGGGCCCUGGGCGCCGUUGCUCUCCUCUUCCUUUUGGGACUCACCUGGGCCUUCGGCCUCCUCUUCAUCAACAAGGAGUCCAUCGUCAUGGCCUAUCUCUUCACCACCUUCAACGCCUUCCAGGGCAUGUUCAUCUUUGUCUUCCACUGUGCCCUGCAGAAGAAGGUGCACAGGGAGUUCAGUAAAUGCCUACGUCACGCGUCCUGCUGCCUGCGACGGCCGGCCCUGCCCAGCUUGGCGUGCGUGCUGGUGGGGGAGAUACACUCCCCAUUAUCCCUCAGGGUGGGGGGACACGGGGUGCCCUGCAGAGGUGCUGACACACCCACCUCUGCUGCUUCUGCAGGGACCAUGGGGAACCACCUGCUGACCAACCCGGUGCUGCAGACACGAGGUGGCACCAGCCCCUACAACACCCUCAUUGCCGAGUCCGUGGGCUUCAACCCCUCCUCGCCCCCCGUCUUCAACUCCCCAGCCCCUGCGGUGGGCCUGGGCCCGGCCCAGACCAGCACCCCCUCGGGGCCGCCCGCCCCCUCCGGUGGCAGCGGGGGCGGGGAGGAGGAGGCAGCGGCGCCCGAGGCCCCGGCCCUGAGCCACGAGGAGAACCUGGAGAUCGAACUCAUGUACAAGGCCCUGGAGGAGCCGCUGCUGCUGCAACGGGCUCAGUCCAUCCUCUACCAGAGCGACCUCGAGGAGUCGGAGAGCUGCACGGCCGAUCUGACCGAGGGCGGAGACGGCCAGGCCCCUUCCCCCAACAGGGACUCCUUGUACACCAGUAUGACCAACCUGAGAGACUCCCCUUACCCGGACAGCAGCCCCGAGGCGGUUGGGGAAAUCCUCCCUCACGCCCAAGCCAUCAAUGAAAUCUACUACACCAACCGGCCCGCCUUGGUGCCCCGCAGCCAGCUCCAAGCCUACUACCAGGUCCGGAGACCUAGCACUGACGGCUACUUGGUUCAAGCCGGCUUAGAGGGCCCAGUGCCAGAGGGAGACGGUCAAAUGCAGCUGGUCCCCAGCCUCUGAAGGCUAGGAGCGGACUGAGGAGCCGCCCCGAGCUGCCGCCUCUGCCCCCACCUCAUCCCACCUUCGCCAAAAGGAGCCCCUCCCCUCGGGCCAUGGCCUGGAGUUUUUAAUUUUUGCCCUGGGAUGCUGAGAGAGAGAAGGGUGGGGAGCUGGAGAAGGACACAGGACGGGAAAGAGGAGAUGUGCCGGAAAGGGCCGGUGUUAAUCCCCUCCGGGAAGUGUGGCCGUGUCGGUUCUCUUCCUCCUGCCCACCUGGUGGAGACGGGAGGAGGAAAAUGGGGCGUUCCUGCUUUUGUUUUGGAAGUAAAGAGGGAGGAGGGGUGGGAAGGAAGGAAUGAAAAACACACUGGCCGGACAACAGGAUCUCGCUUUUUUUAGCGUUUUAAGGUCAUGCCUCUUCAGUUUGGGUUUGGUUUUUUUAUGUUUGUUUUGUGGGGACAAAAGAUCACAAAGAAGCAGAGCAGGGAAACCAACUUUCUUUGGAACGUGUGUUAAAAACAGAUCAGAACCGUGGAGAAAGGGCCGACUGGGCCUGUCUCAGAGGCCGAGAACGCCCCCAGAUACACACACCGGCACCCACGUCUAGGCCAUCCCGGCUCCCCCACAUGUGCACCUUGGCAAUGGCAAACAGGGAUCCGAUUGGUCAGGAGAGAGAAGGGCAGGUGGAGCAUCUUCUAAUGGCCUCCACUUUCUUCUAUACGAACUUUGCCAAAAAAAAUAUAUAUGUAUAGAUAUAUAGAGAGCUAUAAAGAGAGAGCUAUAUCUAGAGAGAGAGGUGGGGGUGGGGUUUUUUUGGGUCUGGAUAGAGAUUAUGUUGAAUCCGGUGCUGACCUUCCAGUAUUUGUCAGCCAGGGGGAAACUGAGGCAUGGUGGGGAAGGGACUCUUAAAGUCAUUCAUCGACAGGGAUUUGAGUUCCGUUCUUUUUUAUGCCAAACCAUCAGCAAAGUCUGCAGGAGACAUGGGGAGAGGCACUUUUUUUUUUCUUUCAAAAGCCUUCUCAGCCUCAGAGGAGGAGGAAGUGGCAUUGAGGUGGCCGUCCUUGCUUUGGGUUUUUGUUUUCCUUUGCUGGGGGCCUUCCCCCGUCUUCCCGGCGCAGAAAUCAAACAAAGCCCUGCUCUGGGAGCUGGUGGAGGAAGCCGGGAGCAGAGGGGGUGUUUCCCGGGCUGUCGGUGUAAUUGUUGAAUCCACGGUCCCCACUUUCUGCUGCCACUUCUGUCAAGAUGCACGUACCAUUUUCCUACGGCUCGGAGGGAAGUUUGGAAACUCCUGCAGCUCUUCCCCGUCUGUGGUUUCCUGCUCUGCUUUUAUUUCCUCCUCUGAAGACAUGCAGAAGUCAGGUGCCUCAUCGGAGCAGCUGUCUGAACCCAUUUGGGUCAAGAUGCGAGGGGGGGAGAAUUUGGGGGGACUCUUUGACACUUGAACCGUUUCCCCCCAAAAAUAAGCUGGAUCAUCUUUGAGCAAAAGAACAACAGAAACCCAAAUGGCACUUUUUUUUGUCUUUCUUUCAAAGGACAAAACAACAAAAAACAAAAAUUUCUCCCUUUUCAAGCACAACUCUGAAUUCUCUCACCCUCUUCUUCCCGAGAGAGACCAUGGGAGCCAAUAUCACAUGAAGACAUCAUUUCGCUGGGGGGGUGGGGCUUAGGGUGGGCUGGUUAAUUCGAGGGAGGCGGGCAGGGAUAGAGAUUGAAAUGCUGUAAAUAUGAAAUUUCAAGCAAACAAAAAAGGGGAAGUGAAUAAUCCCUUGAAAAAUGAAAUGGGGAUUUAAAACAAAAUACAACCAAUCAACCACAGUCCCAGGGAACAGCUUGUGUCCUGGAUUUAAAAUAUAUAUCUAUAUCUCUGUAGACAUAUAGAUAUAUACUGAGCUCUGCUCCAGCCCCAUUGACUGUUCGGGGGGCAGGUGAAGGGAACAAGGAGACCCCCUCCACUUUUGAUGAAGACAAGGGAAGGGAUCACAAAAACUAAGAGCAGAUUUUUACAAUCAAAACAAAAAAAGAAAAAAAUAACUUUUUGGCACAAUUUUUAUGUAAUAUAUACAUAUAAUGCGUCAUUUCUGUGACUUUCUCAACAUUCCCUUUUCCUGCUGGAUAGGGUACUUUUUUCAUACAUCUUGACAUGAAUCGGUCAUUUUCUCACUCACUGCCACUGUGGAAUUGUGGG